AGAUAAUUUAAGUAAUUUAACCUUUAUUCUAGUAUGUAGUAUGCACAGGGUAAUUCAAGAUUGUAGUCAAGCUCACUUUAGCACUCUUUUUAUGAUAUUGCCAGAACAGAAACAAUGGACACAAUAAUUUUAAAGAUAAAGAUGUUUAGUUCGUAAACCACAGUUUUGUGUCUCUAAUCGCUCGCUUUAAACGUACUUUUGACUUGUACAAAACUUUUAAAAAUACCACAAAAAUGCGCGUUGCUAUUAUUGGUGCUGGUGCUGCCGGUUUGGCCUCCGCAAGACACGUCUCAGCUCAAGGGAUCGAAUGUGAGGUGAUUGAAAUGGGCUCUGAGGUGGGGGGCACCUGGGUGUACACCGACGAGGUGGGAACGGACAGGUUUGGAUAUCCGGUACAUACUGCAAUGUACAAGGGCCUAAGGGCAAAUCUGCCGAAAGAGAUUAUGGGUUUCCCCGACUUUCCCAUUCCGGAGCCAAAUGGCUCGUAUUUAGACCAAGCGACCAUUUUGCGUUUUUUGAAUCUCUACGCCGAACAUUUCAACUUAAAACCACUAAUUAAAUUCAAUCACAUUGUGACCGAAGUUCGCCCAAAUGCGGACAAAUGGUCAAUUAAGGCCAAAAAUAAAAUUACAAAAACCGAGUUUGCAAGUAUUUACGACGUGGUGAUGAUCUGUACCGGACAUUAUAACACUCCAAUCAGUCCAAGUUUGUCGGGUCAAGAAAAAUUCAAAGGCCACGUUAUGCACAGUCAUCAGUACAGAUCGAACAAACCGUUUCAAAAUCAAAGAGUUUUGGUGAUCGGUGCUGGGCCUUCAGGCCUAGACGUUGCUUUCCAAGUUGCUGAAAUUGCUCAACAAGUCGUUCUCAGCUAUGACAUGACUAAGAAAGAAGUCAAGGGGGAAUAUCCCUCCAACCUGGUCAAAAAACCCCAAGUCCUUCGAGUCAAAGACAAGGAACAUGUUGAGUUUGUUGACGGUUCUUGUUGUUCCUUCGACACGAUUAUAUACUGCACAGGGUACAGAUAUAACUUCCCGUUUCUCCACCAUGACUGUGGAGUGUCCGUAGGAGAUUUCCAUGUUAGACCACUUUACAAACACUUGAUUCAUAUCGAAAAACCCACAAUGUGUUUCAUUGGUAUUCCAUAUUAUGUUGGUGCUUUCCAAAUGUUUGACAUUCAGGCUCGCUUCUACUGCCAGUACCUCAACGGUUCAAUGUCGCUGCCUACCAAAGAAAUGAUGUACAAAGACACCGAAGAAGAUGUAGUUAAACGAAAAAAUAAAGGAUAUUCCGAAAAGCAGAUGCACUUGUUGGGUCACGAUCAACAAACGUAUUUCGAAGAGUUGGCAAGCACUGCAAAAAUUACUCCAAUAUUGCCCGUUAUUUGCAAGAUAUGGAGCGAUAGUGACAAUAGUUUUUACAAAGAUCUCAAAAAUUUUAGAAAGUACAAGUACAGAAUCCUCAAUAAUAACACAUUUGUUUCCGAACGCUACAUCGAAUAAUGGAGAAAUAAUGAAAAUGUAGUAAAAACAAGUAAUAUGAAUAAAAGUGUCUAUUUCUUA
Messenger RNA from Tribolium castaneum (red flour beetle), 1559 nucleotides. RefSeq names its product senecionine N-oxygenase. The transcript is spliced from 5 exons. Gene Ontology annotation, molecular function: flavin adenine dinucleotide binding; NADP binding; N,N-dimethylaniline monooxygenase activity. NCBI's taxonomy places the organism in Eukaryota, Metazoa, Arthropoda, Insecta, Coleoptera, Tenebrionidae. The record is from RefSeq and is a predicted model, not a curated record. Bases 234 to 1499 code for a protein of 421 amino acids.